UAUUAGGAUUUUCGUUAAAAUGUUCUGAGGAAUCUGCCAUUAAGAGGAAAUCCGGUAGUUUCAUUCAAUGAGUAGUUCAAAAGGAACGUGCAAGUGAUAUUGCAGGUUCAUAACCUUAUUUUUGUAUGUAAAUCUAUUAGAUUUUAACUAAAGCACACGGUCUCGAUCGUGUACAGAAACUCAGUUGAAUCUCACUUUCUCAGCAUCAAAAGGAACGCGCAUUCAACUGAGUUAUGAUGUCAUAAGUGAGAAUUAUCUGAGUUUUGAUAUAAAUGGAAUGCAACUAUUAAUGUAAAAGAAAAGGAGAAUGCGAAGAAAGGUGCAGCUGAAAAGGUGUAUCGAAUAGCCGCUUAUUAUGAUCAUUUUACUUUGCGUGAUCUUGCAGUGCAUAUCGACGCGUUGUAUUCGCCAAAGUUGAACCGAGAAUCUUAUUUUGUACUGACUUGUGCUAUUGUGAAGCGUUGUGAGAGCAUCUUCUCACUUUUUCUCAUUUCUUUCCGUCUUUUGCUCAUCCCUUUCCCCAUUUCUUUCUCGAUCACGUUGGCAAUAGGAUACAUCGAAUAAGAUCGGGUCAACGUGAGCACGCAUUUGUUCAUAUCUCUUCAAUAUCGACAAACAGAACAAUAACAAGAUGCAAUCUGCUAUUAAAAACUCAUUGUGUCAAAUUUGAUCUCGUUGCUUGCUGCGCAUGACUUGGCGCAAAACACAACGUGCCUCUUGAUCUUUUGAUUAUAAUACUUGAGCUAGCUAGCAUAUGGGUGCGACUUGCUACAGAGUGCGAUAAAGAGAGCAGAGAGAGAGAGAGAGAGAGAGAGAGAGAGAGAGAGAGAGACAUCGCGCUUUUUAUAUAUAUGUACCACUCUACGCACCGCUGAUAAUUGUGACAUCACGUGGCAAGUGGCGAGUUAUAUAACUAUUCCGUUAUUGUGUUAUCAUUGUCACUGCUAUCGAUCGCAGCGACGAGUGACGAGUGACGAGUGACGAUGCCCGCGCGACUCAGCAAAUUAUCGAUUAACACGUCCUGCAUGGAUUACGCGCAUCCAUGGACAGAUUCCUGCGUUAGCGCAACCACUGGUCUUGGUUUGCACACUUUACAGGAAUCCUUCAAGAUAUAUACUACUGUUUAUAUAAUUGCAUUUUUAAUGAAAAGAAGGGUACCAUCAAAAAGAGACAUUAAGAAAAUUAUAUUAGGUAUUCUCCAAUCUACAGCAUUUCUUUCAUGGAGUGGUUUUUCUUACUCAUUGUUUAUUUGUUUGUUAAGACGAAUAUUGGGACGUUUCUAUUUGCCGACUGUAUCUUUCCUUCCAUCCUUUUUAUCCAGCUUAUCUGCCAUUGUAAUAGAAAGAUCUUCUAGGCGUACAUUAUUGUGUCUCUAUGUAUCAAAUAUUGCAACAGAAACACUCUUCAGAAUGGGUGUCUGGAGAGGAUAUUUUUCGCCUAUUCCAAAAGGAGAAGUCUACAUCUUUGCUGUAAGCGUAGCUGUGUUACUGUAUUUUUUCCGUGCAAAAAUAAAUAAGCAGGAUCAAAUACAUAAAAUACUUAGGGUAAUCGUUGGGCGAUAUGAAGAGGCUGAAUAUUUUACAAGAAGAAAUUUACAUUUUGAAACAUACUCUAAAAAUACUGAAAUUGACAACACUGAAAACGACAGAAAUAUACAAAGAAGAAGCUUUAAAAAUUCUAGACUUAAUAUUCUACAAAAAUCUUUUGAAGCAUAUAAAUGUAUCAUUAAUACUUUAAAAGCACAGAGUAAACAUGCCUCGUGUCCACAUCCUUAUAGCUGCGCGCACUAUAUUUUAAUGGAUAGUGCAAGAAUCUUCAGUUAUAUUGUUUGUGGCCAAAUAACACUUAAAUUAAUCUUUCAAUGUAAAAGAUUAUUUCAAAAGCCAAAGUUAUUAAAAAUGAUCAUUUUUCAAAGAGAAAAUCUAAAUCUGGCUAUAUUUCUUGGAGGAUUUACCGGUCUUUAUAGGCUGAUGUCAUGCUUAUUGAGAAGAAUCUUCCAUAAAGAUUCAUGCACUUAUGCUAUUCCUGCUGGACUUGUCGCAAGCAUAACAUUUAUGGCAUAUCCCAAUACCACUGUAGCCUUAUAUUUCAUGUGGAAGGCAUUACAGCUAUUAUGGAAUGAUGCAGCAGAAAAUGGAAAAGUACCAGAAAUAAAAUGGUUCGUGAUCUUUUUGUAUUGCUUUAGCACGGCCACUCUUUUUCAUGCAGCUAUAAUAGAACCACAAAAUUUGAGAUCAUCUUAUUGGAGAUUCCUUUACAAUGUGUCUGGAGGAAGAAUAGCGGCGAUGUCCCGACUGUCUUUAAAUAUAUUCGGCUUAGAAACCAACAAAAAUUUGCAAGAAGUGCUCAGAAAAACAAAGACAACAGAUCAAAUUAAUUAUUCUUUCUAAAAUGCCCAAAUGUCAAAAAUGACAAUAUAUACAUUUUAGUUUUUA
Cataglyphis hispanica is the source of this 2435-nucleotide messenger RNA. RefSeq names its product transmembrane protein 135-like. The record is from RefSeq and is a predicted model, not a curated record. The coding region runs from base 984 to 2390 and encodes 468 amino acids. The transcript is spliced from 9 exons. NCBI's taxonomy places the organism in Eukaryota, Metazoa, Arthropoda, Insecta, Hymenoptera, Formicidae.